CAUUUUCUCGGUUGGAUAUUCUACUCCUACCGAUAUACUCUAUACCUACCUACACCUCCUAUACCCAUCCACCAAACCCGUCUAGACAGACAGACACACAGACAAACAUGGCCUCAACAUCCACCACCACAACAACCACAUCCCACAAACACGACCUCCUCGUCAGCGCCAACUUCGCAACCACCACAUCCAUCCCCUCCAAGCCCACAAUCGACUACGACCACGAAAUCUACCUCCAAUUAACAGCCGAGGCCGGGCGGCCCGCGAAGACGGCGAACCAGGUUUACUUAGAGGAACGCGCGCGCCAGAAAUCCACCCGCGCCUUGGACCCGGCCAUCUCGGAUCCGCAGGGCGAGCCGGGGGCGAUUGAUUUCGAGUGUGCGGAGAAGCAGGGUGAGAGGUCGUAGGGAGGGGAUUUGUUUAAUUAUUAAUGAUUGAUUGAUGAGCUUGUUUAAUUACCAUUUAUCGCUGUCAUACUCAUGGGAGAGGGAAGGCAUUG
Molecule: messenger RNA, 499 nt
Organism: Aspergillus steynii IBT 23096
Lineage: Eukaryota; Fungi; Ascomycota; Eurotiomycetes; Eurotiales; Aspergillaceae
Exons: 2
Coding region: 108-407 (99 amino acids)
Source: RefSeq, a predicted model, not a curated record